CUUGUAGCGAGGGGUUUAAUUUUCACUUCCUCCCAGCGGCUCUCAACGCUCCCGGGAGGUGGGGCGCCUGGCAUCCGUGUGUGGUUUUGGGGUAGUAACCUCUCCCCGGGCGGCCGCCCGCCUCCACCCACUGCGGCGGCCGUGACAUCACGGGCGAUUCCCGGGUCCCCGCCCGGCCUAUAAAGCUGCAGGUGCGCGGCGCGCCUCCGGAAUGUUCGCACACCUUGCCUCGGCGCCGGAGCGGAACCCAGGGAUUCCCAGGCGAGCUCCAGGAGCUCCCUCCAGCACCAGAGCCCUACCGGGCCUGCGGGCACGGCCGCACGGCCCCCCGCCGACCCCCCCUCUCUGCCACCACCUCCUCCUCCCGCCCGCAGCUCCGGUCCGAGUUGCCCCAGAGACCGCGGCGCCGCCGCUCGGAGGGACCAAUGAGAGCCCCGCUGCUGCCGCCGGCGCCUGUGGUGCUGUCGCUCCUGAUCUUCGGCUCAGCCCAUUAUACUGCUGGAUUAGAUGCCGUCAAUGACACCUACUCAGGGAAAGGGGAAACGUUUUCUGGGGACUACAGUGCUGAUGGACUUGAGGUGACCUCAAGAAGUGAGAUGUCCUUGCAGAGUGAGAUUUCCCCUGCAAGUGAAAUGCCUUCUAGUAGUGAACUGUCCUCAGGGAUCGACUAUGACUAUGCAGAAGAUUAUGAUAACGAACUGCAAAUAUCUGCCUAUGUUGUAGAUGAUUCAGUCAGAGUUGAACAAGUAGUUAAGCCUAAGAAAAACAAAACUGAAGGUGAAAAGACUUCAGAUAAACCCAAAAGAAAGAAAAAGGGAGGCAAAAAUGGAAAAAAUAGAAGAAACAGAAAGAAAAAAAAUCCAUGUGAUACAGAAUUCCAAAAUUUCUGCAUUCACGGAGAAUGCAAAUUUAUAGAGCACAUGGAAACAGUAUCGUGCCAAUGUCAUCAGGAUUACUUUGGUGAACGAUGUGGGGAAAAGUCCAUGAAGAUUCACAGCACGGUCGACAGCAAUUUAUCAAAAAUUGCUCUAGCAGCUAUAGCUGCUUUUGUCGUCGCCGUGACCUUCACAGCUAUUGCUGUUGUUAUUACAAUCCUGGUUCGAAAACGAUACUUCAGGGAAUGUGAAGGUGCAGCUGAAGAACGAAAGAAACUUCGACAAGAAAAUGGAAAUGCACAUGCCAUGGCAUAACUGAAGAGAAUAUUGCAGGGUAUCAGAUAAGAAUCACUGCCAAGUCACAACAACGAGUGAUGUGUUGGUUCCUCUUUCCAGUGGAUCCUGAGAAAACAUAACCUUUUUGUUCUGACAUUUUUAAACUUUCAAUUGUCACUCUUUAAUCCUAAGUCUUAUUUCUGUACAUAAAGAUGCAUGGAGAUAAAAAGUAUUUUUUCAAGUUGUAAAUAAUUUAUUUAAUAUUUAAUGGAAGUGUAUUUAUUUUGCAGCUCAUUAAACUUUUUUUAAUCAAA
Hippopotamus amphibius kiboko is the source of this 1465-nucleotide messenger RNA. RefSeq names its product amphiregulin (gene AREG). The record is from RefSeq and is a predicted model, not a curated record. Bases 426 to 1190 code for a protein of 254 amino acids. The transcript has 6 exons. Lineage: Eukaryota; Metazoa; Chordata; Mammalia; Artiodactyla; Hippopotamidae. Gene Ontology annotation, biological process: positive regulation of mitotic nuclear division; epidermal growth factor receptor signaling pathway; positive regulation of cell population proliferation.